Messenger RNA from Trematomus bernacchii (emerald rockcod), 1895 nucleotides. Its product is annotated as nuclear factor 7, ovary. Lineage: Eukaryota; Metazoa; Chordata; Actinopteri; Perciformes; Nototheniidae. Gene Ontology annotation, molecular function: protein binding. The coding region runs from base 43 to 1416 and encodes 457 amino acids. The record is from RefSeq and is a predicted model, not a curated record. The transcript has 7 exons.
CCAGGUUCCAAUAAAUGUGCUACAGGCUGCAGCUCGUAACUCAUGAACACACCCUGCACAUUCUUUACUGAAACAGCAGAGACGCAGCACAGAAUCACUGCAGAAAUGGCAGGAAAGGAAGCAUUAUCUGUUGGUGAUGGACAGUUAGCACAGAGUGGGCUUGUGGCCCCCCCCGCAGGCUCCCCUGCAGGCUCCCACAGUGCACUGCAGGAGGGGCGGGGCUUCUCUCCUCUGGACUCCAGCAGUGACCGGGUCCAGCCCUUCCCUCGCUCUCCUAAACUGCAAAAGAAGAUUGCCAACUUUGGACAACCCUCUAAAGUGAACCUGAGCAUGGAUCAGCUGUCCAGACGUGUGGAGGAGCUGCAGGCAGAGAGGACCAGGACUGAAGCGCACAUCCAGUCUCUAAAGAAACGCAAGGCAGAUCUUUCUAAGAGCACAGAGGUUAUGAAACAACGCGUUCAGGAGCACUUCGAGAACAUGCACUGUGUCCUGAAGCAGGACGAGCAAGCAGUGCAGGACUCUCUAGAGCUGGACCUGAGACAGGCCCGGACCAGACUGGACCAGGUUCUGAAGACCUGGCAGCUCCACCAGGACCAGGUCACUAAGAGCAUCAGCAGCAUGCAGAGAGCUCUUAACAACAGUCCCCUGGCAGACAAAGACGAUAAGGGUCAGCCAGAGAAUCUGAGUCCUAAGAAACCGGAUGUCACCGAGAAGGAAAUCCGCCUGAAUGAAGAGAGAUUUAAAAGGCUCCUCAAAACGUUAUCGUCCAUCUCCAAACAACUUAAAGCUCAGCUGCAGAGGAAGACGCUGCUGUUAGAUUCCUCCCCCAUGGUGAUUGACAGGCAGACUUGCCAUAGCCAGAUCACAGUGACCUCAGAGGGGCGGGGCCUGUCCUUCUCCGGCUCCGCCUGCUCGGGACCAGCUCACCCCCUCCAGUUUGAUAAGGUGUGCUGUGCUCUGGGCUCAGCUCCAGUCACAGCCGGGCAGAGGUACUGGGAGGUGGACGUGCGUUGCUGCUCUGCCUGGGCUCUGGGCACGGCCUACGCCAGCAUGGAGAGGAAGGGCCGGGAUAAGGGCAGCAAACUGGGCCGGAACAGGAACUCCUGGUGCUUGGAGCUCCGCAACGGCAAUCUGUCUGCGUGGCACAACGACCGGCAUGUGGCGUGCAAAGGCGUCGGGCAAAUGCCGCUGGGAAAGGUGGGGAUAUGGCUGAACUAUGACAAGGGUCAGCUGCUUUUCUACGACGCAGACACCAUGGCGGUCCUACAAAGGUUCUCAGCAGCGGUGACACCAGUUUUCGACCGCGCUCACCACCAGUUCACCCAGCCUGUGUACCUUGCCGUGCGCUUCCUGAGACCCCCAGAGAACCAGAUGUGGCCCAAUCACCUGGAGCUCUGUCCCCUCAGCACUGCAUGAUGCUGCAGUGUCACACCAGACAGUGAUCUGGGCUACAUCUGGAUGUUUUGCUAAUGAUGAUGUGUGCAGUCUUUUAUGUCGAAUUUAUUCAUAGGUUUAUAUGAGAGCAGCUGUACAGUAAAAUACAUCAUGAUAACAGAUGAGACAGCUAACCUGAAGUCAAUGUCCAGAAGCAGACUCUUCAUUGGCUCAUGUUUUCCCUCCAGGUUCCGCAGCGUGAUCAGCUCCUGAAGUCUGGAAAAACAUUAAUCAUUAUUGACUUAAAAUAAAUCGAGAGAAAUGUUUAAAAGGUCAUUCAUUGCUUAUUUUCAGCGUAAAUGCAAGAAAGUUGGAAGCCUUGAACAGUUCCAUGCAUUGCUACAUGUAUCAUCAUCAGCACAAAUCACCUGCAUUCCAGUUCAUAUGCAUUUGGUAUUUUAAGUUCUUUGUAAUAAAGGUAUCUUUGACCACUAGGCCAAAAUGACGUGCUUGUUUUUUAA